Messenger RNA from Musa acuminata subsp. malaccensis (wild Malaysian banana), 357 nucleotides. Lineage: Eukaryota; Viridiplantae; Streptophyta; Magnoliopsida; Zingiberales; Musaceae. The record is from RefSeq and is a predicted model, not a curated record.
UUGGUGGCCCGUCGACUGCCUCUAUAAAGGGAGCCUUUGGUUAUCCGCUUCUCCACCAGCUUGGGGUCUCAAAACUUUCGAGAGAUGGCCGAGAUAGCCACGGUAAUUAUCAAGGUUGACCUGCAGUGCUGCACCUGCUCCAGGAAGAUCAAGAAAGCUCUGUGCAAGCUCCAAAAACGGUUCAACAUCCAAUCAAUCGUCUUUGACGAGAAGAAGAACACCGUCACAGUCUCCGGCCCCUUCAACCCUCAGUGCUUCAUCGAGAAGCUUCGCUGCCUCGCAUGCAAGGUGAUCAAAGACGUCCAGAUCAAACCGUGCGUCUUGGAGAGGAUCCGCGUCAUUUCAAGGCGGAGGUAA